AUGCAUACACCAACUAUUUUCGACCAAACUGAUCGCACCGGCCCUCAAGCCCACUAUGACGGCGCUGACCCCAAUAAAUACUUGAGCGACUCAGAUAGCUAUAAUGAUGAAUCUGAUUGCGGAUCAGAUGAUUAUAAUAACCAUGAGUCCAAUUGCGAAUCAGAUAGUGAAGAAGUCCCCUGCGCUUCAACUAGCACUACCGUGGCUCCAUCAUUUCCGUUACCAAGACAAGAAAAGUUUAAUAAUGACUUCACUCCUAAGGACCUGCUAAAUAGUAUUCGGGAAAUUCUUUCAUCACUGCCUAGAGAUAUGUCAAAUGAUAAAGGCUCAUUAGAUUGCCUUCCAAUCUAUUCAUUCCUCUUUUCGAAUGAAAAGGGGUCUAGUUUAUAUAAUGCUUAUGAUCGGGAUGAAGUGGAAAAUAAAUUGGUUAUCAAAAUUGACCAAGACGCUGAUCGGGCUCCGAAGUUUUCUGUUGCAGACGACAUUUCUGAAGUAUAUGGUUUACCCGGGAUUCAUGAAUGUAUUAAUGGUCAAAAGCCUUUAAGACCUGUGAUUGAUAUCGAUGCUACACAGGGGGAUAUGGAAUCAAAUGGAGUUAAAUCUGGUAGUGUAUUCAUCCGAAUCUGUUGCUCAUUCAUAAGAGUUUUAUAUCGAAUUCUUGAUUGUAACUGGAAAGAUAUUCUAAAGGGAUUAAUAAUCACCACAUCGUCAGACCCUAGCAAGUGUAGUUACCAUAUUUUAUACGCACCGGCUCUUCUUAUUGAUCAUCAGGAACUCAAAGCAUUUACCGAAUUAGUAUAUACCUUAACUGGGGAAAAAUUCAGCAAGUAUAUUGAUCGGGGGUUGCCUGGUCAAAAUUUUAACCUUCGCCUUAUCGGUUUGGCAAAAAAAGGUCGUGUAAAGCAACUUAAAGUAAGACCUCGAAUGCUUAGCAUAGAAAAAAAUAAUAAUUUACUAAGAAUAUCCGUGGGUCGGGAUAUAUUACAAAAAUGUGCGAACUUAGUUUUGCAAAAGCAUUCUAACUAUCUUAGGGAUUGGAAUAUCGAGGAAAAUGAUUCACAAAACUUCGUAUAUUUUAACCGAAAAGCUUCACUAGAAUGUCCACUAUGUAAACGUAUACAUGACAAGGAUCAGCGGUGGUUCGGUCGUGUAUAUGCCAGCAGUGGAACAUUCAUUGUAAAAUGCUUCCGGCAAUGUAGUGAUGAACCAGGGGAAGUUUUUGAAUGCGACCCAUCUAUUGCAGAAAAAAUUCAGCAAGAAAAUAAAAAUCCUAAACAAUCCUCCAAAAAGGUAAAGGCUCAAGACUUCCCUAAAGCCUUAGUAAAAAUACCAUCUUGGGUCAAAUAUAGUGAGACCCUUACGGCUACAGAAACUUAUAAUGAAAGGUAUGUAAGACCAUUACCCAAUGAAGACGAUAUUUAUGUGGGGUCGCCUUGGGAAACAGGAAAAACCUAUAUUCUUAAAAAUUUGGCUAUCCCUAAUGAUGUAAAUUUGCUAGUAUUAUCUACACGCCAUUCUUACUCAAACGCUGUUACUACAAGGCUUAAUCUUAAGUCAUAUUGCGAUAUCGAUGGUAAUAUAAAUCUACCUGAUCAUAAGAGGGUAGUAUGCCAGAUAGAAAGCUUACAUCGUAUUACCAAUAAUUGUAAAUGUAAUAAAAAAUGCAAAUGUCUUCCAAUCCAUUAUGACCUGUGGCUUGAUGAAAUAGUGUCUAUAAUUGCUCAAGCACAAAGUCGUUUGGCAGGACAAUCGAUAGAAAAAUUAUAUAAAUUAAUACAAGAUGCGAGGCGCAUUAUUGUAAUGGACAAUGACUUAACUGACCUCAACAUUGAAUGGAUUAAGGCCCUUCGCAAGGAUAGAGUAUUUUCAAUUAUCCAUAACACUUAUCAACCACAGGAAGAACUACAGAUUAAGGAAUAUCAUGGUAAAUCUGAUCCGGUAGAAAAGGCUCACGAUUUCAGUAACGUUGAAGAAGCAUGGAAAGCCGUAGACCUAGUUGCUUAUACUAGCACUCUAAAAAUAGGAAAUAAGAAAGUACCAACUAUUCGUUUAUGGGUUGCAUAUAUGUUAGAAAAAUUUCGAUCUCAUCGUUUAUUUGGCUGGAGAAUGGUUGAUUUUCUCCGAAAUGCGGGUAUGGUAAUUUCUUUCAUAAAACUUAUUCCUAAACCUAAAGAUAAUACGAUAUCAUUAUUCCAGACAGUAAAGGUGAGUUCAUCUAUCAUUAAAGCAGAAGAAAUUUCAGAUAUUUCAAAUGCCCGUAUUCUUGAUUAUGAAAUAGCCGAGGUUUUGGAAAAUAAGCCGAAGAAGACUUUAGAGGAAAUGCGAUCUCUAAACCGGCAUCAUAUUGUAGAAUGUUAUGAAAUUCCGCUUGAAUCAUUGACUGAAGAAUUCAUAUCGAAGUAUAGGAAUUAUAAUCAUAUGAAAUGGUUCAGAGCUUAUAGACAGUUACGAGACGCUGGCAUUAACAAUGAAACAGCUGUUGAGGCUAUCAUUCGUAAAGAUUAUAGAGAAGAUAAACUUAUCAUAGCUACUCGAGCUGAGAGGCAUCGAAUUUGCUUGGAAUUACUAAGGAUCUGUACACCUGCUAAAGACAUUGACGAUAGGACACGAUAUAAAUCUGAUGAUGUCAAAAAGUGCUUGAACACUCCCGAAUCGACAUCGUAUCUCCAGGGUUUAGUGCCUAAAAUGGCUCGAGUAUUUGAUAAUACAAAUGCAUUGCGCAGUGCUAAAAAAUCGGGAUUAAAAACAAUCCGAGCGAAAAUUAGUUUAUUAAAUGCAUCCCUUUACGCAACUUAUGGAUUGAAAUUUAAGGCUGUUGAUAAGAGUCAAAGAUAUUAUCAUUUAGUUGGUUCAUUCGAUAGCAAGGACGCCCCCAAGUUUCCUUCAUACCAAACAGGGGAAGAAGUUUAUUGGGAAAAUGGUAAAGAUACUCGAUAUGGAUAUAGUAAGAUCCCACCCGAUGAAUUAUUAUUAGGUAAUCUUUCUAGUUCUAGCAAAGUUGAUAAUACGCAAAUUUCAGAAGAUAUUCAGAAUUUAAUUGAUAUAUGCUAA
Rhizophagus irregularis DAOM 181602=DAOM 197198 is the source of this 3051-nucleotide messenger RNA. RefSeq lists its product as uncharacterized. NCBI's taxonomy places the organism in Eukaryota, Fungi, Glomeromycota, Glomeromycetes, Glomerales, Glomeraceae. The record is from RefSeq and is a predicted model, not a curated record.